Stomoxys calcitrans (stable fly) is the source of this 3642-nucleotide messenger RNA. Its product is annotated as polyadenylate-binding protein. The coding region runs from base 527 to 1510 and encodes 327 amino acids. The record is from RefSeq and is a predicted model, not a curated record. Gene Ontology annotation, molecular function: mRNA 3'-UTR binding; poly(A) binding; poly(U) RNA binding. Gene Ontology annotation, cellular component: cytoplasmic stress granule; nucleus; ribonucleoprotein complex. The transcript is spliced from 4 exons. Lineage: Eukaryota; Metazoa; Arthropoda; Insecta; Diptera; Muscidae.
UGCAAUUCGUCUCCAAUUGCUACCAAUACAACACCAGCCAGCAAUCUUCUAGCCUGUGAAUAUUUGGUAGCAGCCUCCAACGACCUCGUAAAACGGUUAAAACAGUUUAAUAAUAUAGUUAAUAAUAAUACAAAUCGAUAACAUUAAAAAAACAUCAAAAAAAUACAUAAAGAGAACAUAAAAAACAAGUUACAAAUUACAAAAUCAGGCAGGAAAAAAAAGUGCAGUGAAAAAGUAAGGCAGAGAAAGAGAGACGGAGACAGAGAUAGAUAUAUACCGUAACAUAAACAUCAAUCACAAGCAGCAAACAAAGCAAACUUAAAGAAGUUGAACUUUUUUUAUUGGCCUACCGCAUCAGGAUAAACUGCUAGCUUUUCCUAAGGCCGGUUUGAAAGCCCUCAUCAAAAUUCUCGGCAUAAAUAGCAACUCGAUUUACAGCGCUUUAAUAAACACACAACACAAUAUAAACAAGCUAAGCCGUACAACUACACAAACAGCAACAACACAAAACAGAAAUCUGCCGAUUAUGUUCGUUAACUCAAUGACGUUCCGUGGAAAUCCGGCUGCGAGCCAUCACUACCACCAGCAGCAGUCGGCUCUAAACCAUCAUGCAUCUCUGGCAGCAGCAAAUGAAAAGUGUCCCGUUUUUAUUGCACCCCAUCAUGCCAGCCAGCAGGCCCAAUUGCACCAUCCGGCUGCACACACUGGACAAGCCGGACCUUUAGGCCAUCACCUAAGUGCCCACACUGGGCAUCAUGCGGCAGCUGCUAAUAAUAAUUUAAAUCAUUUGGCCGGUAGCCAUUUAAAUCGUACACCUCAUGCCCCCAUGGGCUUGGGAACUGGAAAUAUUACUUCGAUUUCUCCCCACCUAUCUGCUGGGAGCACUUCCUCUGGCAGUGCUUCUAGUACCAAUUCUCCCGAUGGUGGUAAAAUCUACAUCAAAAACUUGGAACGUUCUAUUGAUAAUAAGGCCAUGUACGACACGUUCUCGGUCUUUGGCAACAUACUCAAUUGCAAUGUGGCCAAGGAUGAACAUGGCAAUUCUCGUGGCUAUGGGUUUGUUCAUUUCGAUACAGAGGAUGCCGCUCGUGUGGCUAUUGAGAAAGUUAAUGGAAUGUUGUGUAACAACCAAAAGAUUCAUGUGGUUAAGUAUAUACCACGUCGUGAUCGGGAACAGGAAAAGGCAACUCAAUUCCGGAAUUUAUAUGUAAAGAAUUUCAACGAAGACUUUUCGGAACAACAUAUGAGAGAGAUGUUUGAACCAUUUGGUCGCAUAACAAGCCACAAGAUAAUGACUGAUGAAGAAGGCCGCUCCAAGCGUUUUGGUUUUGUGGCUUUUGAAAAUCCCCAAUCGGCUCUGGCAGCUGUCAUUGCAUUGAAUGGCAAACAAUUGGGUGACAAGUACCUUUAUGUGGCUCGAGCUUUAAGCAAAAUCGAGCGUCAACAAGAAAUCAAUCGCAAAUUGGAAGAACGCAAAAGACAGAAACCAGGUCAAGUAUUUUAUUACUAAAAACAACACGGCAUACAGCAUUUCUUCAUGCGAAAGUUGAAAAAAAAGAGAAAAACAAAAACAAAAAUCUUAAUAUUUAUCUUAACAAAAAAACAAAAAAAAAAAUAAUAAAAACCAACAUUAAUAUUUCACUAUAACACACACUAUGCAACAACACACUAUACUUAAAUGUAUUGUAGAAAUUUUAAACCCGAUUAAAAACCAUAAAAUUUACAAAAGGAAAAACAUGCAAACAAACAAAAAAAAACACAUAUGAAUAUUUUUGAAAUCUAGAGUAAAGUUUUAAGGAAUACAGAAAACAAAAAUUACAACAAAAAAAAAUACAACAUAUUGCUUAAAUGUUAAAUAAUUGUAAUAGUACUACUAAAAAGAAAACCACAAAAGAAGAACAACAAAAAAGAACAGAAAAGAAAAGAAAAACCUACACAACAUAAGCUUUUUUAGAAAGGAAAUAGAAGCAAAACAUUUAUUUCAUUGUAUUAAUGAAAGGAGUGGAGCUCCUUAUACACACACACUCUCACAGGAUAUUUUAUGCACUUUUACGAUGAAUGCAAAAAAAAUUAUUUUCUCAUACAUUAAACAAAAACAAAAAAUAAAAUAAAAAAAAAAAAACAAAAACCAAUAAUGAAAUGAAACCACAAAAUAAACAAAAAUCUAUGAAAAAGAAGACAAAACAAAACAACCAACUAAGUUCAGAAAGAAACAAAAAUUAGUUUAUAAUUUAACAAAACAAAAAGCAGAAAACAAAAAGAAAUAAAUGUAUUAGCAAAAAGAUUAAAACAAAAACAACUUUUUUAAGUAUUACAAUUUAAACAACAAAACAAAACAAGAAGUGGAAAAAAUUUAAUUAUUUAGUAAAAACAACUGAAAGAAAAAAAGGAAAACAUACAUUAUUAUACAUUUAUAUUGCUUAUAUUAUAAGUCUUGGUUUAAAAAGUGAAAAACAAAAAUUAAAAAAAAAAAAAAAACAAUUUAGUAAACACACACCCACACACUAAUAUUAUGUGUAGAUAAAAUUGCAAAUUGCUUAAAAUUGCAAAUUCGAUGGCAAUUCUUUUUUUUUAUUUUAAGAAAGUCCCUAGAAUUCAAAACAUACUCACAUGCCACAACCCCCCCACACAUAAACAUAAACUUCUAUCUAUAUACAAACCUAUAUACCACAUACAUAAUGUAAUUGAAAUUGCAACAAACUAUAAAUGAAGAUGGAUUAUUGAUUGAGAGAUUGCUUGAGUUGGAAAUUGUCCCAAUAAUAAUGCAAAGAAGGAUAUAUAAAAAAAAAUACAAAAAACAAAAACGAAAAUAAUAACGUGCAAAUAAUAUUGCUUAGCAAUUGUUCUUAUAAUUUUUCCUCAUAUAUAGAGCGUUUGAUAACAAAACAAAAAAAACUAACUUUCUCAUUCAUUUGCAUAAUUGAUUCCAUUCACAAGGAAAUUGAAGAGAAAUCCUAUUUUGGAUCUUGAAUUUUAUUCAUAAUUUUUGUAGUUGCCGACAAUGCCGACACUUUAUCAAUCACCCCAACAGAUAUACAAUACCAAACUAAACUCCAGAGAUAGAUGAACCCAAGGCCAUCCUUCUGGUACGAAGGUGUUACUUAGGCUAUCAUCUGUUGUCGCGUUUGGUAAAAAAUUCUAUGCGAAUUUGUUUUUUUAUAUAUAUAUAUAUAUAUAUGUAUGUAUUUUUUUUUGUUUCAUUUGAAAUUCUUUUAUUUUUAUUUUUUGAUAUUUUUUAUACCCUAUAAUAGGCUGCCAUCAAAAUAUAUACAACAAUUUUUCCCAACAAUUGCAUAAAGAAAAAUGAAAUAAAAUUAAAAAAAGAAAUACAAUAAAAUAUUUUUUUUUUAAUAUUUGCUAUUUUUUUUAUAUAGCAAACACGUAAUUAUUUAAUCAUUAGCAAGAUAAAUAAGUAAACCUACAACCUACACAUAAUACUACACACACCAUCUACUCUACAUACACUUACUUAUAUAUUGAAAUUUCAUUAAAUUAAUAAUACAAUUAUAUUAAAAGAAAAGAAAUUACAAUUCACAAUAAAGAAAAAUAUUGAACAAACAAAAAUAUGUAAAAUUACGAAAGAAUCUUAAUAAACAAAAAAUGCUUUUGCAAAAAGUGUUUAAAAAUUAUAUUAUAAAAUAA